CCAGGACCCCAGUCCAGGGUGACCCCAGGGAACCCCAGGCCCACAGUGAGAUCCGGGGGCCCUCAGCCUCAGGGUGAGAGUCAGGCACCCCCAGCCCUGAGGUGAAAUCCAGGAACCUUCAGCCCCAGGCUGAGCUCAGACACCCCCUAACCCUGAGGUUAAAUUCAGGAACCCUGGGCUCUUGAGGCCCUCAAGGCCCCACAGGGUGGGCAGGCCCAGUGUGUGGCUGCCCCAGGCCUGUGGAGACCCUCAGACCGGGUCUGUCUUGGACCUGCAGGGCUGUGUCCUGCUGGGCUGUCCCCCCGACCACAGGACACAGGAGACGCUGCCCCAAGCAGGGCUGGUCUCUCCCUCCACGUCCUUCCUCCCUGCAGGGCACUGUGGCGCCAUGGCGGCCACCAGCGGGGACAGGCCAUGAGGGCCGGGGCCAUGUUGAGGGCCAGGGGCUGCCCGCCAGGGUGUCAACCCUGAGAACAACAUGAACUUCAACGUCUGGAAUAUCAAGGAGAUGCUGAGCAUGCCGACAGCCAUGGGGCCUAACAAGUGUUCCAUGAGGAGCAGCACUGCCAGUGACUACUCGAGUUUGAGCGACUCUCAGCUGCUCUUCGGCUCCCAGUUCUGCCCGGAGAACGUGCAGUCGGCAGCGGCACUGCUGGAGCUGGGCUCGCAGCCGGGACAGCAAAACUCCCAGGACAGUGAGCCCAGUAUUUUUACCAAAUACCAGACAAAACCACAGUUAUUUGAUGAAGAAACAAGAGAAAAAGGUUUACUUAAUCUUAGCACAGGAAGAGUGAAAAGUGUCUUGGAAAAUUUUGAAGUGAAUAAGAACAAAAUAAAGGACAAAUAUGACCGUGAGGUCCUAAGCGCCUUUAUUUCCAGUACCAAAGACAGGCUUCAAGGGCUGCAAGCACGCUUGGACAAGUUUGAAGAAAUGUCUGAUUCCAGAUACAAAUCCAUUUUGGUUCACCUAGAAACCCUUUCCAAGAAAAUGGAAGAUGCUCUUCAAAGUCACUGUGACUCUGUACUGAAAGCUCUGAGAGAUAGAAGCCAAAUGGAGCAGGCACUGCUGGAGAUGGAGAGGAGACUUGCAGCCAAAGAUGCAGAGAUUUCAGAUGUGAAAUCCAGUGUUCAGCUGCUGAAAGAGGGUCUGGAAUCACUGCCAGCCCAGCUGAAUGACCAGCACCUGAAGCUGUGUAAAGAACUAGACUUCGUGAAGCUCCCUAAUGCCUCAGCUGAGCAGCACACACCUGUGCCUAGUGCCAGACUGCCCCCUCACAUGACAGAUAACUCUUCCCAGACCUCCCCUGGCCUGUGCCAGCUUCGUGUCCUGGAUGAGAAGCACCCAUGCCAGCCCUGCUGCCAAGGCAGCAGGGUUUGCAGCUGCUCAGGCUGGUCUCAUUUCCACUGUAUGACAGUGGGGGAGCAACACAGACACUCCCCUGGGAGGAACCAGAUCACUGAGGAUGGCACCUCUAAGGGUGCAGCCUCAGGAGGCAAAGCCAUUGCUACAGAGGCCUGUGACAGAGCAAACACCUCUUUGCAGAAGAUGAAAUAUGGCUUGGAGACACAGAGCUGUGCUACCCAUCCUUGCAUGUGCUGGGCUGACAGUAACUUUUUGGGGGGCAGUCAGAAGAAACACUGUCCUGUACCAUUGGAAGCGCCUCUACCAACCCCACGGAGGAAGGCGUUCAGGAGAGGCACUGGAGGGUUUGAAGCCCUGACACCGUCACAGCAGCAGCAGCCUCAAGGUUGCCACCAGUCUGUAUGGAAAGCUCCACCUGGGCAAAAAGACAGCAACGGGUCCACAGGCCACAAGGUGCAGAAGGCAGCUGUAGGCAACAAAACAAAACAGAGUCCAGGAAGGAUCCCCUGGAAUAAAGCUGUAGGGAGGAAGAAAGCAUACCCUGCUAAGAGGAAAGGCGAGCUCUCUCGAUGUGCUGACAGUGGGCUGAAGCAGAGGAAGGCAAAUGGGAUUAUUGAGUUGGAAAGCUCCAGAAAAAAUUGCUUUCCCAGAUACUUGGUUGAUCUCAAUUCAGAAAGCUCUGACCCGGUUUUUGCAGCUCGCCAUCAGCAGAUCCUCAGCAGCGCUCAGCCAGGGCUUACAGAGAAUUUCCCAUCAGUGCCAUGCUCUGAUAAAAGCCUGCAACAACUUGCAAGCAGAAGAAAGAAAAGUCUGGAAAUUAAAAGAAGAGUGAAUGUUUCCACCGUAAAAACGUAUAUCUUGGAUUCCUCUCCUGAGGGGAAUAUAUUAUCCCUAUGUAGCACAACAGGUGUAGAGCAGAUGAGCUGCUUCAACCUCCGAAGCCCCUCAAGCUCCAAGAAACCACAUCCUGCCAAUCUGCUGGCUCAGAAGAACCCAACCUGUUGCUCUUUAUUGUUUGAUAGUGAUUCUUCUGAUUGAAGGGGACAUGUUUGGAGCCCUCAGUGCAGGCUUGGCCAUCUCAGUUGCAGUUUAUUCUUCUAGGUGUGUUACCUGCUUAGCCAGAGGCUCUAAAGUGUUAUUGCCCAGUUUGAGAUAUUGCAAGAGACUAUGUGAGGACAGCUCUCCCCUCUCCUGGAGCUGUAUUACUUUAUCUCCCUGCUCCCACCAGAGGUGCCAAGGGCUCCAGUUACCAUCGUAUUUACACGCUUGCAGAGUCUGCUGAGACAUUCCCAGGGAGGAGAGAUUUGGCAGAGCACAGACGGGCAGCUCAGAUUUGGCAUUGAGAUUUACUGGAAACUUUUCAGCUUUUCAAUGUAAUGCUAUCUCUGUGGCCAGAGGCUUCAUUCUGUUUCUCACCCAUAGUCUCUAUGUUGGUUUGUUGUGUAAAAGUUCAGGUUUUUAGUUCUGGAGGCAGUAGUAGUGUUGUUCUGGUUGAUUUCAAUAAGGUUCAGAUUUGUCCCAGGAGUUGUUUGUGAACUUUGGACGGGGACCAGUUCAGCUGAGGAAAACCAAAUCCCAAUGUCUCAGGUUCAUCGACUAUUGAAUUUCUUCUCCUUUUAGGCUGAAAAUUUCUUGGCCUCAGAAAUUUCAGGAAAUUAUUUUGUUUCUACUUUUUUUGUAUUUGUAUCUCUUGGCUGAUUAAGGAAUUCUCCAACGUAUCCUUUUCAAGGGCAGUGGUUCUCAAACAGAGGCCAAAAGAUACAAUGUUCAGAUCCAGCAGAUGACACGUUGGACAGCCCCUAUUCCCACAGAGAACUCUUUCCAUAGUACCCAACUGUGACUAUCAGUAGCUCCCACUGCUUCAGCCAUUUGCGUCAGGUUUGAUUUCCGAUUUGAAAUCUUACCAGCAAAAAAGCAUUUUGAUGUUCACAAAAGCAAAUUUGUGGUGUUGCCACAAAUCUAAAUGAUCCAGCUUUGUCAUCCCGGCUUUAAUAAACUCUUUGUGCUGUCACCAAA
Molecule: messenger RNA, 3379 nt
Organism: Pipra filicauda (Wire-tailed manakin)
Lineage: Eukaryota; Metazoa; Chordata; Aves; Passeriformes; Pipridae
Gene: IHO1
Product: interactor of HORMAD1 1
Exons: 7
Coding region: 479-2401 (640 amino acids)
Biological process (GO): homologous chromosome pairing at meiosis; DNA recombination; meiotic DNA double-strand break formation
Cellular component (GO): condensed nuclear chromosome
Source: RefSeq, a predicted model, not a curated record